AUGUGUCACCCCCGUGUGUUAUCCCCGUGUGUCACCCCCGUGUGUCACCCCCUGUGUCACCCCCGUGUGUUAUCCCCGUGUGUCACCCCCGUGUGUCACCCCCUGUGUCACCCCCGUGUGUUAUCCCCGUGUGUCACCCCCGUGUGUCACCCCCUGUGUCACCCCCGUGUGUUAUCCCCGUGUGUCACCCCCGUGUGUCACCCCCUGUGUCACCCCCGUGUGUUAUCCCCGUGUGUCACCCCCGUGUGUCACCCCCUGUGUCACCCCCGUGUGUUAUCCCCGUGUGUCACCCCCGUGUGUCACCCCCUGUGUCACCCCCGUGUGUUAUCCCCGUGUGUCACCCCCGUGUGUCACCCCCUGUGUCACCCCCGUGUGUUAUCCCCGUGUGUCACCCCCGUGUGUCACCCCCUGUGUCACCCCCGUGUGUUAUCCCCGUGUGUCACCCCCGUGUGUCACCCCCUGUGUCACCCCCGUGUGUUAUCCCCGUGUGUCACCCCCGUGUGUCACCCCCUGUGUCACCCCCGUGUGUUAUCCCCGUGUGUCACCCCCGUGUGUCACCCCCUGUGUCACCCCCGUGUGUUAUCCCCGUGUGUCACCCCCGUGUGUCACCCCCUGUGUCACCCCCGUGUGUUAUCCCCGUGUGUCACCCCCGUGUGUCACCCCCUGUGUCACCCCCGUGUGUUAUCCCCGUGUGUCACCCCCGUGUGUCACCCCCUGUGUCACCCCCGUGUGUUAUCCCCGUGUGUCACCCCCGUGUGUCACCCCCUGUGUCACCCCC
Molecule: messenger RNA, 778 nt
Organism: Ficedula albicollis (Collared flycatcher)
Lineage: Eukaryota; Metazoa; Chordata; Aves; Passeriformes; Muscicapidae
Product: keratin-associated protein 9-4-like
Exons: 1
Source: RefSeq, a predicted model, not a curated record